AUGGCAGCGUCAUCCGCAGGUGGUGGCUCGGCAGGCGGUGGCUCGGCAAGCGCCCUGUCGGUGGCCUAUGUCGACGACGGCGCGGCCAAGGUCGUCCACAUGGUCUCCAGGUAUCUGGUGGGAGAGGUACUUGGUGAAGGCUCGUUUGGCAAGGUCCGUGAGGCGUACGACACUGUCUCACUGCGGAGAGUUGCCAUCAAGGAGGUCAAGAAGCGGAGGCUCAAGCGGAGGUUCGGUGGCAAUGCUGACGUCGGUGCCGCGCGCGUCCGCAGGGAGAUCGAGGUCAUGAAGCACCUCGGCUCGCAUCCGCAUGCUGUUGCCCUGUACGAGGUGCUGGAGGACGAGAAGAAUGCUAAGCUGUAUAUGGUGCUCGAGUAUGUGCCUGGUGGCACCCUCCGCGAGCUCCUUGCCCAUCGCCGCGCCGCCUCAAAGUCGUCAUCGCGGAGACGUCGCAAGCGCCGCUCACGGAGGCGCCCGGCUCGCGCCCUGGAUGGCGGCCUCACCCUGUUUGAGAUCCAGGCAUAUCUCCGCCAGCUCGUUCGCGGCCUCGAGUACAUCCACCGCUCGGGCGUCAUCCACCGCGACAUCAAGCCGUCGAACAUCAUGGUCGCCCUCGAUGGCACCAUCAAGAUCUCAGACUUUGGCGUUGCCCAGAUGCUCGACGUGUACUCGGAGAACGACUACAUCUCGUCCUCGCUCGGCUCGCCGGCCUUCCAACCACCAGAGGUUGCCCGUGGCGUCGAGUCGUUCUCGGGCUUCAAGUCGGACGUCUGGGCCCUCGGCGUCACCCUCUACAACAUGGUCACCGGCGAGUACCCGUUCACUGGCCGCUCCCACUACCACCUGCUCGAGAACAUCGCCGCCGGCGAGUAUCGCAUGCCUACAGGCAUGGACCCGCUGCUCCGCGACGUGCUCGGCGGCAUGCUCGAACCCGAGCCUGAGCGCAGGUAUUCCAUCUUUGCUCUCAAGCACCACCCGUUCCUCAAGCUCGACGUCUCGCCGCUGUCGUGGACGCUGCCGCUUGAUGCGCCGCACUCGCCGCCCAAAGCCUCCGAGUCGCACGAAGCCACUGCGUCAAGCACCCCGCGGAGCGGGCUUCCCGGCCGCGCACGCACUGGCUCCGCAGCCGCAGCUUCCCCGCGCCCAGCAUCCGGCCGGCCCCACAAUCCCGCUGUUGCUGUCGUCCGCAACGCCGACGGCCCCGCUGAGGGGCGUUUGGCGCCCGCGGCCCGCACGCCCGACCCGCCGUCGAUGCACCGCCGCCUGGCUCGCUCGUCACGCUCGUACUCGUCGCCGGCGCUUGGCCUGGCGCCCGGCGGCGCCCUGCCCGGCGACCCGGAUGGCGCUGGCGGCCGCGGCACCGUCUCUGGCGACCGGCAGUCGCAGUCGUCGUCGCUCUCGGACGAUGACGACGCAUCCUGCUCCGAGCCUGCCGGAGCCGCCGCUGCUUCCACCGCCGCCGGCCCGUGCCUCGGCUGGCCUCACCUCUACAAGCAGCAGGAGACCGAGUCAUCCGUCCUCCCCGCGCUUCAGGUUCUGUACGAGGAUGUGACCGCCGAGCGCGAUCUGGUCCUCGCCGCCGGCGACCAGCAGGUUGUCAUGGACCUGUUUAAGGUCAACCCGCGUGUGACCGCCGUUGACCCACACCAGCACAACGAGCAGACCAUGUACACGCUGCCGAUGGCCGCGCUCCGCAUCCGCACUUCGGCCGGCGACGCCGCGUCGUCGUCGAUGUCGCGCUCGGAGCUCUCGUCGGAAAUGUCCACCCUGCACUCGACAUUUACCGCCUCAUUUGACACCGAGUACUCGUGGCUGCGGUCGUCGUCGUCGCGCCCGCGCGCCGGCGAGCGCCGCAAGUACCUCCCACCGGAGGAGGACGAUGACGUCAUCGUCGCCACCGCCGCCGCACACGCCGCUGCCGCCCAGGCCCAGGCCCAGGCCCAGUCGUCGAAAAAGUCGCGCUGCGUCGUCUCGUAGCAGCCGUGUGCCUUUGCACGCCGCACUGUAGCCUGGCAUUGGCCCGUAGUCACGCCUCGCCAUCGAGUGAAUCUAGCGAGACGUCCACCAGCG
Molecule: messenger RNA, 2070 nt
Organism: Thecamonas trahens ATCC 50062
Lineage: Eukaryota; Apusomonadida; Apusomonadidae
Product: CAMK/CAMKL/LKB protein kinase
Exons: 1
Coding region: 1-1977 (658 amino acids)
Biological process (GO): protein phosphorylation; intracellular signal transduction
Cellular component (GO): cytoplasm
Molecular function (GO): ATP binding; protein serine/threonine kinase activity
Source: RefSeq, a predicted model, not a curated record